AUGCCGCGACUGAAUGCCAAGCGGCACCCGACAGCGGCGCAGCGCAUCAGGGGACCCGUCCGCUCACUUAAUCCAACCAACGCUCUCGUGGCUCCAGAGAGGAGGAGCAGCCCGACGGCACCGUCGCCACCGGGCGCCGCCGGCUUGGCAUCUCGGGGCGCGGCCGACCCGGGCGUCUACCACCUCUGGCGGUCCCGGGACAACCGAAAGGGCCGGCACGCCGUGAUCGUCUCCCAGGAGACCGCAGCAAAGCAUGGCGUGUCACAUCCCAAUGCGACGAACUCGCUGAGCCAGAGCAUGCAGGGGAUUGCCAAGAUGGCCUUCCGAUACCCGGUGUGGGACGUGAGCUACGACGUCGCGAUAUUAUUCACCAUUGGCUCCGUGAUAUGGGUCAUCAAUGGGUUCUUCGUGUGGCUUCCGGCUCAGGAUCCCUGGACCGAGUUCAGCGGCGAGGUCGAGGUGGGAGGCGGCAUCACUGCCUUCAUUGGCGCAACGGUCUUCGAGAUCGGCUCCGUGCUGCUCAUGCUGGAGGCCGUCAACGAGAAUCGGACCCAAUGCUUCGGCUGGGCGCUCGAAGACGCCCUGGAGAGCCACAGCCUGGUGCUCCGGCCUGACCCCGAGGAAUGCUUACACCAUCAUCCACAGCGGCGUUCCCUGCUCGCGACUCAGGGUUCGAAAGAACGGACGGGAAGAACUUGGCAGUGGUGGCCUUCAUGGUCGGAGUUGAAGACGCAUUACUUCCACGAGAUCGGCUUCCUUGCAUGCUUCUUUCAGUUGAUCGGCGCCACUGUGUUCUGGAUAUCUGGCUUCACCGGCCUGAUGCCUAUCUACGAUAGCUUGUCUGUUCCAGUCGCCAAUGGAAUAUUCUGGCUGCCUCAAGUUGUGGGCGGUACAGGGUUCAUCAUCUCAAGCUGGCUUUUCAUGCUGGAAACACAGACUAAAUGGUACAAGCCUGCUCAGGAUGUGUUAGGUUGGCACCUAGGGUUUUGGAACCUUGUCGGGGCCCUGGGGUUUACCAUAUGUGGUGCACUCGGCUUCGCGAGCGAGAACGAGUCGGCUGCUUAUGCAUCGUCAUUAGCUACGUUCAUUGGUUCGUGGGCUUUUCUGAUUGGGAGUGCAAUUCAAUGGUUUGAAAGUUUGGAUAAGUACCCCAUAACAGUUGAGAAGACCAGCAACAAGUCUCUCACUUGA
This is a messenger RNA of Neoarthrinium moseri, 1191 nucleotides long. RefSeq lists its product as uncharacterized. NCBI's taxonomy places the organism in Eukaryota, Fungi, Ascomycota, Sordariomycetes, Amphisphaeriales, Apiosporaceae. The record is from RefSeq and is a predicted model, not a curated record. The coding region runs from base 1 to 1191 and encodes 396 amino acids. The transcript has 4 exons.